Molecule: messenger RNA, 3007 nt
Organism: Equus quagga
Lineage: Eukaryota; Metazoa; Chordata; Mammalia; Perissodactyla; Equidae
Product: serpin B7-like
Exons: 14
Coding region: 49-2091 (680 amino acids)
Biological process (GO): negative regulation of endopeptidase activity
Molecular function (GO): serine-type endopeptidase inhibitor activity
Source: RefSeq, a predicted model, not a curated record
GUCCUGUUUGCAGCUUCUCUAUUUUACAUCUUGGCUACGGCUGACUGUAUGUGGUGUCAUGGGGAGAACGGCAUGCACCAGUGUGCCAGGGAUCAGAGACAAGUUGGACACUUCCUAUUCCAUCUUGGAAUAGAUAAACAGCCUUUGGGGAAUUAUGCUGCACUCCACUUCACGAUGGCCUCCCUUGCUGCAGCGAAUGCAGAAUUUUGCUUCAACCUGUUCAGAGAGAUGGAUAACAAUCAAGGAAAUGGGAAUGUGUUCUUCUCCUCUCUGAGCCUCUUCGCUGCCCUGGCCCUGGUCCGUCUGGGUGCACGAGGCGACUGUGCUUCUCAGAUGGAUAAGAUGCUGCACUUUAACACCAUCUCAGGACGUGGAGACUCUUCUAUUACUCAGCCAGGACUCCAAUCUCAACUGAAAAGAGUUCUCUCCGAUAUAAACACAUCUCACAAGGACUAUGAGCUCAGCAUUGCCAAUGGUCUUUUUGCGGAAAAAGUGUUUGACAUUCAUCAAAACUAUACUGAGCGUGCUGAAAGAUUAUACAAUGCCAAAGUGGAACGAGUUGACUUCACAAAUGAUAUAGAAGAUACAAGAUAUAAAAUUAACAAAUGGAUUGAAAAUGAGACACAUGGCAAAAUCAAGAACAUCUUUCAUGAAGGCAGCCUGAGUUCCUCUGCUGUAAUGGUGCUGGUGAAUGCUGUGUACUUCAAAGGCAAGUGGGAGGCAGCCUUCGCCAAGAGUGAAACCCUAAAUUGCCAUUUCAAAUCUCCCAAGUGUCCUGGAAAAACAGUCGCCAUGAUGCAUCAAGAACGGAAGUUCAAUUUGUCUGUCAUUCAGGAUCCAUCCAUGCAGGUUCUCGAACUCAGAUAUCAUGGCGACAUAAGCAUGUACAUAAUGCUGCCCAAGAGUGACAUAUCCCAAACCCCAGGCAAAGCAAUGGGCUCACUCAGUGCAGCAAAUGCACAGUUCUGCUUUGAUGUCUUUAAAGAGAUGAGCUAUGACCACACAGCUGAGAACCUCUUCUUUUCUCCCCUGAGUCUCCUGUCUGCCCUGGCUGUGGUGCUCUUUGGGGCCAGAGGUGACAGUGCAUCUCAGAUGGAACAGGUGCUUCACUUGAAGGAACUAACAAGAGCUGCAAAUGCUUCAAACACAAAGUGUGAACAAGAUACAGGGAUCCAUUCACAUAUUCAAGCACUCCUCUCUGAAAUCAGCCUGUCUAGCCAUGGUCAAGUCCACAUGGCAAGUGGCAUAUUUGCAGAAGCAGCCCAUCCAUUCCUCCCGACAUAUUUGGACUGUAUUGAACAAUUACAUAAACUGAAACCUGAAAAUUUGGAUUUCAAAAAUAAUUUAGAAGGAGCCAGAAUGCAGAUUAACUCAUGGAUUGAACAAGAGACAAAAGGUGAGAUCAAGGGCCUCUUGUCACCCCACAGCCUCACCUCCUCUGACCAGUUGGUGCUGGUUAAUGCCAUCUCCUUCAGAGGGACCUGGAAGUAUGCAUUUCAAAAAGACCAAACCACAGCAAUGGCUUUCAAAUUGGAUGAGUCCCAGAGCAAACCUGUCCAGAUGAUGCGGCUGCAAGGGCACUUUAAACUGGGCUCCAUAAAGGAGCCUCGGGUUCAGGUCCUUGAAAUGCCAGACGCCGAGGAUCAUCUGAGUAUGGUCAUCGUCCUACCCAGCGAAGACGUCGGCCUGGGGCAGGUUACCAAGGGAAUCACUUAUGAGAAACUAAAAAGCUGGAUAGGCUCGGCCAACAUGAAGGACACAGCUGUGGUUCUGCGCCUGCCCCAGCUCAGACUUGAUGAGUGUCAUGAAGAUCUGACUUUCAUAUUGGAGGCUUUGGGAAUGACUGAUGUCUUGGACCAUUCAAGGGCUAACCUGUCUGGCGUAACUGCAGGAGGCGGGCUUGUGGUCUCCAAGAUAAUCCAUAAGGCCAUGCUAGAGGUUACAGAGGGUGGCCCAGAGUCCACACUUACCAACCAAACAGGAGAGGUGGAAAAUCCUGAAACCUUCAAGGUGGAUCAUCCUUUCCUCUUCUUUAUCCUACACAAAGAGACUAAGACGAUUCUUUUCUAUGGUAGGGUCUGCAUCCCUUAAGGAAUGGCAUGAAUUUGUACUCAAACAACUUUCUGAUUCUUCAAAGUAGCCAGAUUUUAUGAGCUCGUAGAAUUCAUUCAGUUUAGGUGCAACUGAAAGAGAUAAACCAUGCUUCUUAGCAAUGUUUUUUUUCCAACUAUCUCAUGUAGAAUAUCCGUCCAUCCCUUCUUGCUUCAGUUUACGCUGGUUAAACAAGUUACAGCAUGCCAUUAACUGUACUUACUAAAAAAUUGUGAUCAGCACCAUUUUUUUCUUAGGUAGAUUUCAACUUGCUCAGAACCUCAUUUAUAGCUAAAACUCAGAAUGUCUUUUUCCAAACAAACAACAUUAUUCAGUAUGAUUAGCUUACCAAGUUAGUUCUUAAACACUUAAUUACCUCACUUGCAACUGAACUAAUGAUGUUAAUAAGAGGAGCUAACCUUCACUGGGCAUGUGGCAUGUGCCAGGCACUCACCGGACGACCUGCUUCAAUUCUCACCAAAACCCCGAGAGGCAGGAAUGCUUGUUUUCUCCAUUUUAAAGAUGGGAAACUGAGACAGGUUUAAUAACUGAACACACAAGUGGCAAGUAACAGACUGGAUUUCCAAACCCAGAAGGUUUGAUACAAGACCCCUACUCUUGACCACGAUCAACCCUGUCCUCGUCAUAAGUCUGCAUCCUGAGACUCAGAGCCAGGGCCGCCACGGUAGAAAAGGAAGCAGAAAGAAAAAGAAGGGAGUUGCUUUCCUCCUAUGGGAAUGGGCUCAGUUUAGAAGUAACAUUUAUAGAACAUUUUCAAGUUUUCAAAGAAGUUCCAUACUUGAAAUUAUUUAAUAGGCAAAUGUGUUUUAUUUUAUGCUUAUUCUUUUUUCCGUGUCCCUCUCCACUUCUUCUUUUUUUUCUUUUUUGGUGAGGAAGAUUGGCCCUGAGCUAACUG